UUAACCUGAUUAUUGCAAUUACGUUCCAAAAUUGAUCGAAAUUGAUUGUGUCUUGCGUAAUGUUUAUUACUUGCUUUAAACACAUGAGACAAUUAAAAGUUCGGAAAAACACAAAUGGAAAGGGAAAGAUAUAUCCGUAUUAAAGAGAAAGAAAACAAUUUUAUUAUCUUAGAUAAGUGAAAAGCAUAUAUUCGAUUACUGAUCAAGAAACAAUUUAUGGCAAUAUUUAAAUAUAGUAUGGCAGAAGUGGCAGCAAAUUUGAAAUCUGUUUGCGACAAAAUAUCAUAUGCUGUCACGAAGAGAACAUCGGAGUAUCAAUAUUAUGAACCGCGACUGGUAGCUAUUAGCAAAUUGCAAUCUACUGUCUCAAUAGUAUCCGCAUAUGAGGCUGGUCAAAGAAAUUUUGGUGAAAAUUAUAUAAAUGAGUUAGUGGAGAAGGCUUUCAGCCCAUUGAUUCUUGAAAAAUGCAAACAAAUUCGAUGGCACUUUAUAGGCCAUUUACAAAGAAAUAAAAUCAACAAAGUUUUAAGUAUACCAAAUUUAUAUAUCAUUGAAACUGUCGAUAGUGAUAGACUUGCAAAUGCACUCAAUAAUUCAUGGCCAAAAUUUCGAAAAAGAAACGACAGCAAGUUAAAUGUCAUGAUACAAGUUAACACAAGUCAAGAAAAGGAAAAAAAUGGUUGUGAUAUUGCACAAGUAUCAACCCUUGUAAAACAUGUCCUAGAGAAUUGCUCUAAUUUAAAUUUUAUGGGUCUUAUGACAAUAGGAAUGUAUGGGUAUGAUAUUAAAGAUGGACCAAAUCCUGAUUUUAUUUGUUUAAUAAAGUGCAGAGAAAAGAUACAUGAUGAAUUGGGAAUUGAUGUAAAAGAUAUUGAAUUGUCAAUGGGCAUGUCCAGUGAUUAUGAACAUGCGAUUGAACUUGGCAGUACAAAUGUGAGAGUAGGAAGUGCCAUUUUUGGUGCCAGACCACAAAAGAAUAAUCAAAAAGAUAUAAUAUAAUUGAUAUAUUAAUUUUGUCUUGA
This is a messenger RNA of Atta colombica, 1022 nucleotides long. Its product is annotated as proline synthase co-transcribed bacterial homolog protein. The record is from RefSeq and is a predicted model, not a curated record. Gene Ontology annotation, cellular component: intracellular anatomical structure. The transcript has 4 exons. Bases 217 to 999 code for a protein of 260 amino acids. NCBI's taxonomy places the organism in Eukaryota, Metazoa, Arthropoda, Insecta, Hymenoptera, Formicidae. Gene Ontology annotation, molecular function: pyridoxal phosphate binding.